UGGCGACGUAGAGACGAGUGAUGCUGCGAGGUGUCCAAAUAGUGACAGUUCUCCGUCAGUGACAAAACUUGGGAAAUUAAAAUGAAAUCGAACGGUACAUGUUUCGUUGUGUAUUUACCCAUCCGGUGGUAAAUAUGAUUUGACGAACUGAAAUGGAGCGAACCCGUCAGCUGUUCAUUGCUUGUGAACAGGGGGAUGUUGUUUCUGUGCGAACGCUUCUUGACGAUGUCGAGGUCGACAGUGUUGAUGAUGACGGUAACACACCGUUACAGGUUGCAGCAGCGAAUGGCCACGAGAGCGUUGUCAGAGAGCUGAUAAUGAAAGGGGCGGCCUUGGACAAGCCUAAUGUCUUUGGUUGGACCCCCUUAAUGCAGGCUUGUAGGUAUGGACACUCCAAUGUCGUGGGGACACUACUUCAGAAUCAAGCAGAUAUCAACGCCAUCAACAGAUAUGGAGCCUCAGCUUUGACUCUUGCAGCAAGAGGUGGACAUGUGGCGACAGUAGGCAUGUUGGUGGAUUACGGAAUCGAUCUGAAUGGUUCGGGGGGAGUGUGUGAAUUUACCCCUCUUUUGGCUGCAGCUCAGCAUGGCCAUGAUACUGUGGUCAGGUUUAUCAUAGACCGAGGGUGUGAUGUCAAUUACAGGACACCGUCGACGGGGUUGACGCCACUGAUGCUUGCCGCAUUGAAUGGUCACAUGACUACCUCGCAGAUCCUGAUAGAGCAAGGAGGGGACCCUAAUCUUGUGAAUGUAAACAAUAAAACCCCGUUAGCUAUUGCAACGAUACGGAGGAAGAGAGAGGUUCGAGGAUACCUGGACCGCAAAACCACAAAUAAACCAGAAGUUGCUCCUGACGAGGUCAAGCCAGACAUCAUUGAUGCAUCCAAACAUGGUGAUAUAACCCGGAUACGUGAGAUCCUGGACAUUGACUUGGGUCAAAGAGAUGCCUCAGCACCACAAGAUGGCGCCACCCCUUUGAUGUUUGCGGCAAUGACAGGACGGCUGGACAUUGCGGAGUUGUUGGUGGUCCGAGGGUGUGACAUCAACAAACAGGACACCAUCAGUGGCUGGACAGCGCUCAUGCAGGCCACAUACCACGGGAAGAAGAAUGUUGCCAUGUAUCUGCUGAACACUGGUGCUGAUGUUACCAUUCAGGCCAAAAAUGGAUGUACGGCGUUUGAUAUGGCUUCCCUCAUAGACGAUGUUGAUACAGAGCUGCUGCGCCAGCUGGCUGCGAAGGCCAUGCAGGUGUGUAAGGCUGACAGAGGGAAGAAGAACUGGGGCAAACAGAACGGUAGUGUUGCGGCUACGCUCCCACCUGAUUUCAGCCUUGAAGAUCAUCCUAAGAGUGGCCUCAAGGCAUGGUGGAAUCGCCUAUCGAACAGGUUUCGGAAUCUCAAAUUGGGGCGCACUUUCAACAUGUCAAACCGAUUGGCACCAAUGCCACUUCAGCACACCACAUCCAUGCAGGAUUUGUCAACGAAAACGCCGCGAUCACCAGAGCACCAGCAGAUCCAGACAGCACGGGUAGAGACCCAGAAGCUACUGGACCCCACCCAGACGGCGCUGUCAAUGACCAGCUACAAGUCCAUGCUCCUGGAAACCAAGAAGAGUGCUGCCUUGUACACGCUGGACAUCAACCCACCUCGGUCUAACCUGACCAGCGAGUCACUGAAGCCUGUAAUUCCCCCCAUCCUGCCGGCGCCGAGCUUCUGUCUGGACAACUCCCCGACGACGCCCGUCAUGCAGCUAGUCACUGGCACACAACCAGGUCCAUUGAGGAGGACGGCAGUAGCACACUGUGAAGUGAACUCCCGUAGAGCAGUAAGCAGCCCUAUGAAAUUUCUAGGCAACCGUUCCCCAGGUAACAUCCGGCGCCAUUACGCGGCUAACUCCCUCUCUCCUCACCUGCCUACUAAAACCAUUAGUCAUGCAUCCUUCAACGGGGCGACUAGUCCCACCAUUAACAUUAACUCUGCUGCUGAUGCUGUAGCUACCGAGUGUGUGUUGGAUGCUCAGAGCGAACCCCUGCCUUCCCCUAUCAACCUCACCAAACCAGGUGACCUGUUCACACCCAGCCCAAACAUUCCUCGAAGUCAGUACAGCAGCCAGCACCAGACUCGGCUCUUCAUGCCCAGACGCAAGUCUCCAACAGUGCCAUCAGGAUUCCGGACCAUGUCCAACACCACCUCUCCCAACAGCUCAACUAGUGGUAGUUCCUCUAACCCCCAGAGAUCCUCACAUGGGAAGAGCCCAUCUUCCAAGGGGAGCACCACCUCCACACUCACCCCAUCACCUUCACCCACCCCUGGAAAGAACAGUGAUGAUGCUGGCCCAAUGCUGGAUUCACUCCAGGAAUUUGCUCAAAAUGAAGGUCAAGCUCUUGUCGGGAUCCUCAAGAAGCUGUCUCUGGAAAAGUACCACCCCAUCUUUGAAGAGCAGGAGGUGGAUAUGGAGGCCUUCCUCACGCUAACCGAUGAUGAUCUGAAGGAACUGGGAAUCUCCAACAACGAAUCUCGGCGCCAGAUUCUGACUGCCAUUACUGAGCUGAAUACAGGGAAGGGCAGAGAGCGGCAGCAGUUCGUGGACACAAUGGCUAGUUUCCAGUCUACUCUGCGUGAGCGGAACAUAUCCAAUGGAGCUGAGAUUAGAAACCUGAUGGGAUGGGCAAUGUCUGAGGAAAGAGAUCCCCAUAUACCAUCUGCAAAAUCACGAUCGUCAUAGCGACCGCUUUAACCUGAUGGGAUGGCCUGUGUGUUAGGACAGAGCUCUCCAUAUACCAUUUGUAAAAUCAGUGUCAUCAUAGCAACAGCCAUGUCUGAAGACAGAACCACAUAAAUAUACCAUAUACAAAGUCAUGGUCGUCAUAGCAAUAACUUGAUCCUAAUGGAAUUGGCCAUGUCUGUGCUCCCAUUCAUGGUCGUCAUAGCAACUGCUUGAUCCUGAUGGGAUGUACCAUGUCUGUCCUCCACAUUCAUGGUCGUCAUAGCAACUACUUGAUCCUGAUGGGAUGAGCCAUUUCUGAAGACAUUGCUCUACAUAUAUCAUCAGCCAAUUCAUGGUCGUCAUAGCAACUACUUGAUCCUGAUGGGAUGGGCCAUGAUUGAAAAGAGUGCUCCCUGCAUAUCAUCAGCCAAUUCAUGGUCGUCAUAGCAACUACUUUUCCUGAUGGGAUGGGCCAUAUCUGAAGAGAGUGCUCCACAUAUAUCAUCAGCCAAUUCAUAGUCAUCAUAGCAACUACUUUUCCUGAUGGGAUGGGCCAUAUCUGAAGAGAGUGCUCCACAUAUAUCAUCAGCCAAUUCAUGGUCGUCAUAGCAACUACUUGAUCGAGAUGGGAUGAGCCAUAUCUGAAGACAGUGCUUGACAUAUGUCCUGGGUCAAUGUGUGGUCGUCAUAGCAACAUUGUUAUCAUUUCAUCACAGGAGUGAAUGUGUUACAGAAUGAUAGAUGCCAACCAUGUUAUAUUGCAUAUUCUUUAUAUCUGUUUGUGUGUACAUAUUGUACAAAUUGUAUAUAGAAUUGUAUUUUGUUGAAUUGUCCAGAUUUUAUUGGUGUUUACAGAGGGUUCAUUUUGGCUUGAUUAGGUGCUUCUCCGUCCUUACCACUGAUUUAUUGACAUGAGUCAGUAUACCAUUGAUUUUAUUUUCUAUUUAUGAAAUGCUCUUUAUGUAAUACCAUUUUUACAUCUCUGUCUCAGUGCAUGCCAAAAAUAUAAUCUCUCUGAUUGGUAUUUUAGAAGUUAGUGAGUAACAAUGAAGGCAUGAUACUUUAUGGAUGUCAAUAUCAUUAUACAAUAUAUAAUACAUUUUGGUGUAGAUUAUUUUGCUGUUGUUUAGCAUGAGUGACUCUUGCUUGACAACAAUAUAAAAUCCAUACAGAAAUGUUGCAUCAUAAUGUAUCAAAGAAGUUGUCAUCUAUACAGGGUCUUACCUUUAUUGCAAAAUAUAUGACACAAAAAUAUAGUGCUACAACGGGCUCUGAAUCCAAGAUGUUUCCAGGAAGAUGACGUCCUCUAUCCUCCGGGUGUUGAUGGCCACACCAUGUUGAAUAAUACCCUCGGCCCUGUUGUUACACUAGCUUCUUUUAGAUCCAGAAGUUUAUGGAAAUAGACAUAAAUUGAGAUCUCACGAAGAUUUGAUGGUGACUGGAUCUUGGAUAAUUAUUAUGAUAGGAGGUACAUGUGUAUGCAUGUCUAUGAUAUUUGGCAAGUCUAGAUUACUGCUGUUUCUGUAAAUGUCUCUUUGCUUCCUUUUAACUAUAUUAGGGACCGUUCAUAAUUUAUGGAUUUUUUAAUUUA
Molecule: messenger RNA, 4296 nt
Organism: Haliotis rubra (blacklip abalone)
Lineage: Eukaryota; Metazoa; Mollusca; Gastropoda; Lepetellida; Haliotidae
Product: ankyrin repeat and SAM domain-containing protein 6-like
Cellular component (GO): cytoplasm
Molecular function (GO): protein binding
Source: RefSeq, a predicted model, not a curated record